GAUGUGCUGAAAGUAGAUUACAGGGUGGGGGGUGAAUCACAGGCCAAAUCUGGUCAUCACAACUUCAGAAAUUCUGCUCAGCCUUUUUUUCGGGCUCUGGAGUAAAGGGAAUGAGGGCUUCUUCAUGUUGCUAGUUACUGCUUCAAGUCCAGGAGGAGCCCAUCUCUUGUCUAAUAAAAGUGAGUAAGUGCAGCUUACAAGGAGGAAGAUAUCUGGUUACAGGGUGACUUUCCAACAGUUCUACAGGUUACACAGAAACAGAAGGAGGGAGUAAAUGUUCCUGGAGUGGCCAGAUUCAAGACAAGCUCUGCCUACUUUUAGUGGGGAGAAUUUCAGCAGGUGUGUUUUCUUCCGUGACAGUUUUAUGUUCAGGCAAGGCAAAGAAGAAAUAACUCUUAUUUGAGGCAGAAAAAGAUGCAGAGAGCUGAAUACCAUCUCCAAAUAGGGCAUGUGGCAGUGGACAAUAACUGGAUGGGCGGAAGCUCAGAACCAGUCCAGCUGGACGGCAACAGAAAAAUAAAACUGCAUAUUUCAAUACCUGUGUUGUCAAAGGAAUGAGUAGAGGAUAGCAAUUCAGUGUUUUUUGAAGGCUGUUUUCUUUAGGCCUAAAUUAUCUCUGAUGGAGAGAUGCCAGACAGCUGGAACACCUCUUCCGACAGCCUAGAAGCAAGAGUUGUAGGCAUUAUUGUGCCUGUGGUCUUUUCCCUUAUCUUCCUUGUAGGCACAGUUGGGAAUAGCCUGGUGUUGGCGGUGCUGCUACACAAUGGAGAGGUGAAAUAUAAUACUACAAACCUGUUCAUCCUCAACCUGGCAGUGGCAGAUCUCUUCUUUAUUGUUUUCUGUGUCCCAUUCCAGGCCACCAUCUAUACUCUGGAUGGAUGGCUUUUUGGUGCUGUUGCCUGCAAAGCUGUUCAUUUCUUCAUCUACCUUACCUUGUAUGCCAGCAGUUUUACCUUGGCAGCUGUUUCUGUGGACAGAUAUUUGGCUAUUUGCUACCCACUGAAAUCUCGGAAUCUCCGUACCACUUGCAAUGCAGUCCUUGCUAUUAUCAUGAUUUGGACCCUCUCCCUGCUUUUUGCAGGACCCUAUCUCAGCUAUUACCAAACCAUUAAUCACCAGGAGAGGUUCAUCUGUGCUCCAGUUUGGGAGGACCAACAUCGGAAGAUCUUAGACAUCUUCACUUUUGUGUUUAGUUACAUCCUCCCAAUCUCUGUUGUCAGCCUGGCUUAUGGCAGAACCAUCAAAUUCUUGUGGACUGCUGUAGACCCUCUGGAAGGAAUCUCAGAGUCCCGCAAAGCCAAACGGAGGGUCACCAAGAUGAUUAUUACAGUGACUGUCCUCUUCUGCUUGUGUUGGCUGCCUCACCAUCUAGUGAUCUUGUGUUUCUGGUUUGGCUAUUUCCCCUUUAACCAAGUUACCUAUGCCUUACGCCUAGCUUCUCAUUGCUGCUCAUAUGCCAAUUCCUGCCUCAACCCGAUUGUUUAUGCUCUCAUUUCCAAGCACUUCCGCAAGAAGUUCAAGCAAGUCUUCACUUGUGUUCUUGUCUAAGACAAGAACAAGAAGGAGUGAACUGACAAUAAAUCCAAGUGGCCAAUGGUUUCAUCAACCAGACUGUAGGUUUCUUUGGAGGAAACACAGAAGUAGCAUGGUUUAAUGAGGAAAAUAUGAGCUGUUGCAUGGAUCUGUUGGUAAGAACAUGGGAAGACAUUCUUCCUGAGAAAUGGCUCUAACAUUUACAAGACAUUACAGUAUCAUAUAUGUACAGAAAUUACAAAAGGACCAAGAAAAUUCUGGAACUAUCAACAGUCACCUCAUUGACUGCAACAUGGAUAACAGUAAUUUUUAAAUAUUAAUUAGAUAUGGUAUUAAUUAUUCUUUCUCAGCAUUAUUCCAUAUUUUCAUUCAAAUCAGGCUUGGGUUGGUGAAGGAUAGGUGGACUCAAAUUAAUUUUUUUCAAUGCAACCAAAGUACCCACAAUUCCUUAGGGAGCAUCUUGAUAUUACUUUAGACCGUCUUCACAGUUGGCUGCGGAUGAGACCAAGACAAUAUCAUGAAGAAAUGUAACUUGAAAAUGGUUCACAAGCUCCUUGUGCCAGAGUUAGAGGGAUGUGAAGAUAAGCCUGGAAGUUCAUUCUAAUACUUCUGAUUUACUCUUCUAGGAGUGGUUACAGAAAGCAUAAAUGAAAGUUUCAAAGUACUUGGGUUACUAUAGGAAUUAGGGUUUGGAAGAUAUAUCUAUGAACAAAGGGGUGGUUGCUUUUGUUUGUUGUAGCCUAUGGACCCAGACUGAAAAAUGUAAGUGUGUGUAUUCUUUCUCUCUUUCCUUUCAUCUUGUAAUUAAGACACAUUAUGUUUGGAUUUCUUUAUCUUUUGAUUUUGAAUUUGGUUUUGCUUAUUUUUUUUAAAAUAGGAUUUUUACAUUAUUUUAAACUUAAGCAUUGUUUUGAGAGAGGAGAAAUUUGUGGUUUUGAUUGUCACAAAGAUAAGCCAAUAGAGCUGUAUUGGCUGGUGUCACGGCAAUGUGAGUUAAAGUUCAGAGGUGACUCUGAUUCAAGCCUUUUUAGGACUCUGGGAGUCCUAAGGAUAAAUUUUCCACUCGAUCUCUCCUCCUUUUCUUCUUGUUGCUUCCAAUGUCAAUAUAGCUCCCACCACUGACCCAGCCACUCACCCAAACAUGUUCUUUGCUAUUUACAAUUAGUAAACAGAUGUGUAAGAGGAAACACCAAAUUAUAGAAUCAUUUUUGGAGCUGAAUUUGAUAGUUUAGUUUUAUUCCUUGAAGAAGUGUAUGGUUUUAAUUUGAAGAAAUGCUGAAACAUUUUUGGGAUGGAAGUCCCUUUGUACUGAUAUGUGGGGCUUAUAGCUACUGAACGUUUUGCACAUCCCAAAACCCCCGCUUACCAUCUCAAAGCUGAAGGGUUAUUAUAUAAUUUGUGAUGGAAUUCACACAUCCAUACUCAACCAUAAUGUGAUUGUUUGGUCUUAGCAGAGCAUAUUAGAUGAAAUCAACCCUCAUAGUUUGACUGAGAAACAAAAAUUUGACAAGUGAACCCAAAUUAUUGUAUAUUUAUUUUGGGAUUGAGCAGGAGUUUUAAAGAUUAGAGAAGCCUUUUUUAUUUGCCUGUUCAUUGCAAUUUUGUCUGCCUUGCACAGUUAAGUUAAUUUGAAUUCAGCAGUAACCUAGAAACAAAGUGCUACAUUACUGAUAUCAAUGAAUAAGUAUUUCUCCAAAUGUCUUUCAGUUUAAACCUGUUGUUGUUUACAUACUUAUUUGGGUGCUGAUUCUAUUGAUUUAAUGGGACUGACUUCUGAGUUAGCAUGAAUACCAGUGAGAAUCAUCAGCAUAAUAGACUCUGUUCCUGUGCUCUUUUGUUAACAAACAAAAGGAAUUAGCAGAAUACAUUUAAUGAAUAAUGAUAAACUGGUAUUUUCUAUCAGUGAGACUGAUUGCCCCAAAGGCCUGAUCAAGGUUUAACUUUAAUUAUUUCACAUUCAUAAAUAUUCAGCACAGCAUGUCUGUUUCUGUUGCCUGACUUUGAAAAUUAGAGCUGGCCCAGGAGUAUUUAGUCAAUUAAUCCUCUGCCUUCUAGUUUCAAGGCUUUGUAUCAGAACAAAACACAGUCUUCAAUCUUGCAUCUUAAACCCAACAGUAAAGAAAGCUGAUAGCUCAUAUAAAUAGCUUAUUAUUUCAGUUUCACUUCAGUAUCUGAAGAAGAAUUGUUGUAAAACAAUGAGAAUAUAUGACAAGCUUGCUUCAAUUACAAUCUGUUAUUAUCUUUCCACUUUUCUAUGAAUUGCAUAAUCAUGGAAGCUAUUAUGAGGUUGAUUUUUCUGCCAGACAACUUUCCAUCCAGGAUGAGUUUUCUAGGGCCAUGUUCAUCAAAGCCUCACAAUAUUUUUUAAAGCAGUUGAAAAUGGUACAAAAUAACCUUUGCUUAUAUAUUCAUUUUUUAUAUUCAUUUUUUAAAUUUACAUUUUUAAAUUUAAAAUGCAUCCAUUCAAAUAGACUUUGCUGGUUUUUAAUCAAUGCAUAACUUAUUUAUCAAAGCAAAAUAUUUAUUUAUCAAAGCAGCACUUAUUUACCAAAGGAAGAUGAGCUUAGCUUCUUUCAAAUCACCUUCAUUUCUCCCCCCCACCCCCAAUAUGUCUUUACAAGCCCAAUUGGCCCAUCAAUCACAUGAUCUUUAUUACACUUGACUUAACCCCAUUUCAGGAUGGCUUUGAUCAGUCAUUGGUAGAUUCCUAGCUAAGUGCCUGCAUGUGAAGAAGACAAGUCAUGGCCAUUCACAAGCCACUCUCAAAAUGUCUCCUUCCAUGAAGACAAUGCAUGUUGUUAGCCACUGAGGACAGAAUAUAAAUAGGGACAGCACAUUAGUUUCCCACCAAGCUAUUAUUUUGACACCCCAAGGGCUGGAUGACACUAGUGAAGAAAGGUUCAUUUGUGUGUUUGUAAUAUAUGUUUUGCUUUUUUUUUUUUAGUUUCCCUUUUGGUUCUCUUGCCUAUUCCUUUCUCAAGUCUAUCCAUUAGUAAGAAUCCAUUAUGACGGUAGUGAUGUUUUUUUUUUCAUAGAUACAGAUUAUGUCAAAAUAGUAUAUGUGAAAACAUUACAAUGAAAAUCAAGAUAGUCUUUAUCAGAUUCUACUCAAACCUCCAUAAAACUAUUCAACAUUUGGACACAUUCCUCAUUGCAUGUAUUGAUCCAGAGCAAUUUCUGCAUGUGGCAAAGGAUUGGGAGAAAAAAACCUUUACUUCCAUUCUGGAAACAGGUCAUCUCCUUCCUCAAAGUUGCAUCGUAUAAAGCAUCUAAGCUAAGGCUAUUGCCUAGAAGAAACUUUAAGAAUUGUACAAUAAUUGUGCUUUUUAAAUAGAUCCUGCUAAAUGUCACUUUGUUUUCUGUUGAACGCAGCUAAGCAUAAAGUAAACCAACUCAGUUCUAGACAGAAAUUGUAUUGUGGGAUUGCACAGGUGUGGAACCGGUCUGGGAGUGUCACAAGCAUUGUGUGUGGAUGUGCCACACAUGUUACUUAUUUGUCUUUAUUUAAUGAACACUUUCUUCUAGUCCAUCUUACAGCAAAUAUUUUAAUAUGCGAUUGGCAAUAUAGCCAUACAGCACUCCUAGUUAUGCUUGCAGGGAAACAAAUUCUGCCACAGGAACUUACAGGGCAUUGUGGUCUUGGGUCCAAUUAUGAGUUUUUAGCACCAAGCUAAAAACCAGGAGACUGUGAGUUCUAGUCCUGCCUUUGGGCCAGUCACUUUCUCUCACAGGGUUGUUGUUCUGAGAAAAAUAGGAGGAAUGAGUAUUAGUAUUAUUAUUAG
This is a messenger RNA of Crotalus tigris (Tiger rattlesnake), 5315 nucleotides long. It is a transcript of the gene GALR3, whose product is annotated as galanin receptor 3. The transcript has 3 exons. Gene Ontology annotation, biological process: G protein-coupled receptor signaling pathway. Bases 628 to 1548 code for a protein of 306 amino acids. Gene Ontology annotation, cellular component: membrane. Lineage: Eukaryota; Metazoa; Chordata; Lepidosauria; Squamata; Viperidae. The record is from RefSeq and is a predicted model, not a curated record. Gene Ontology annotation, molecular function: G protein-coupled receptor activity.